AUGCUCAAGAAUCUUCAGUCAGAUAAAAAACCCAGUGACCUUGAUAUUGCACUAUCAUCAUCAUCAUCAUCAUCAUCAUCAUCAUCAUCAUCAUCAUCAUCAUCAUCAUCAUCAUCAUCAUCAUCAUCAUCAUCAUCAUCAUCAUCAUCAUCAUCAUCAUCAUCAUCAUCAUCAUCAUCAUCAUCAUCAUCAUCAUCAUCAUCAUCAUCAUCAUCAUCAUCAUCAUCAUCAUCAUCAUCAUCAUCAUAUUUUAAGUUUUCCUGUGAGAAUUAUCAAAGUAACAAGGAGAAAAUUUUGACAACAGUAUUUGAUUCGAUCAAAAUUAAUGUAACCAUGAAAUUUUUAAUGAAUAUUUUGAAGAAAUGA
Messenger RNA from Schistosoma guineensis, 366 nucleotides. The record is from the annotation of a GenBank genome assembly. Lineage: Eukaryota; Metazoa; Platyhelminthes; Trematoda; Strigeidida; Schistosomatidae.